Molecule: messenger RNA, 11979 nt
Organism: Diatraea saccharalis (sugarcane borer)
Lineage: Eukaryota; Metazoa; Arthropoda; Insecta; Lepidoptera; Crambidae
Source: the annotation of a GenBank genome assembly
AUGCGUGUAAGGUGCAACGGGCGUCGUCAGAUGGAUAGGCGGCGCGCGGCAGGGGCGCUGCUCGCGCUAGCCGUGUGCAUCGCGAGCUCAGAUGCAGCUCCGACAGCGAGCAACCAGACGGCACUGGAUUUAUAUGAGGGUGCAUCUGAAGGCUGUUAUUACAAUUUUCAACAUUAUGGUGAAGGAGAUCGGAUAAUGACAAACGAACCGUGCUUAAACUGCACAUGCCAUAACCGAAUGCUUAUGUGUUAUUUGAGAGUUUGUCCCUUCACCAAACCCAUAGGUCAAGAUUGCACUGUUGAAAAGAGGGCAGACCAAUGCUGCCCUAUCGUCACCUGUCCAGAUGUUCCAGUCGAUCUAUUAACAUCGACAUCGACAACAUCACCAGCGGAAUAUGGCGGUACCGGCGUUGGCAAACUCGAUAAGUACGGCUGUAGUAUCAAUGGAAAAUACUUCCCAGAGGGCUCAAAGGUGCCACCGACUCCGAACAAACCCUGCGAACACUGCUACUGUAUUCGAAAUAUGACGACUUGCGUUAUGCAAGAAUGUACACUACACGUAGAUGGGUGCACUCCAAUCUACCACAAAGAUGUGUGCUGUCCCGUCCGUUACUCAUGUGAUCACCCAGAGGAUGAAAUGUUACUUCUAGAUGACAUGACUACUACCGUAAGACCAACACCUGGUUUCUUACUCACCACCACAACACUGUCUCCCGUUACACAAAUGUCUCAAGACUGCGUACAUGAAGACAGAAUUGUUCCGGAUGGUGCAUUAAUUAAAACGGAAAAAGCAUGUGAACAUUGCUACUGCAUGAAAGGUGACAUAGUGUGUGUUGUUCAGGAAUGUGGAACACCAAUGGAAAACGAAGGUAAAAAUUGCACUUCACAACCACCAAGAGAAGGUCAAUGCUGUCCAGAUACUUAUAUUUGCGAAGGCGAUGACGUUAGCACGGAAGUGCCUACUGAAUUUACCACUGCACCUUCUGAGCCAGAAGAAAUAACUACAUUAUCACCACCAAGAAGAGUGGGAGUUGAAGGUAGUGGUUAUAGAAAAGAAACUGAGGAAUCUUACACCGAAAUGCCACUAUUUGAAACAGAAACUGAAGGAAGUGGAUAUGAUCACGAAAUAGGACCUAGUAUAGAUAGUUCUUCAGAAAAACAAACGUCUGAUAUAAUACCUGAAACUACAGAAGACAUUCUAUAUAUUACUAGCAGUACUGCAAAAACACCUACAUUGGAAGAAAUUGAAAAAAGCACAGAACCUGAUAAAGGACUUAAUACAGUCCCAAGUGGCUUGUUUGAUGACGAAACUUCUGAAACGCCUCUGCAAACGACAGUUUUUGAAGCAGAGAAAAUAACAGAAUCAUCGGGAAUAAGUGAAAAAGACACAUCUGAAGAUAACACCGUUGUUCCAGAAUUAUUCACCUCGCAUGAAAUAACAAAUAAACAAGAAGUGGUUACAACCACUGUAGAAUCAGUAUUUAGAAAAGAGGAUGAAAUUAAUGAAGUAACUGACCGUUAUGAGCAUACUGAACCUGAAAAGACUAGUACCCCUCAUAUUGAAAUGGUUGAAUAUACAACAAGUCUCUUUGAACAUGUUACGUCAGAAACAAACGCGCCUACAGAUGAAAAAUUGACGACAGAAAUGCCUAUUAUUAAACCAAUUGAAGAAAAAGAAACCACCACACAUUCAUUUAUUGAAAUAAGCACAUCUGCGGGAACUAGUAAGCCAUUAAGGGAAGAAGAAGUUAUAUAUGAAACCACUUCAUAUACACAAGCUACAACACAAGGGUUGUCGGAAGAUUCUUCAGAAGAAGAACAUACCCAUGAUAGCGACGAUAUAACAAAACAGAAAGAAGCUACUACUGCAUUAUUAUUGGAAUCAUCAACACCUGUGAACAAAGCCGAUGAUGAGGAUACAAUGAAAGAAUCAGAUAAAACAACUGAACAUCAUAUAGAUAUUUCUACCCCCGCUGAACCAAUGAAACCAUCGGAUGUUAUUGACGAAGUAACUGAAAAAGUAGACUCCACUAAAUCUUCUGAGGAUAGCGAUAAAACCGUGAAAGAAAAAGAAAGCUCUACAACAAUACCAUCAGAAACUGGAUUCACAUCUACAGAAACUAAAGAAACAAGUACAGAGUCCUUACUAGAAGUCUCCACUCAUGUAGCUACUAGUAAACACUCAGAUGAGGUAAGUAGUGAAAGUAUAAUGAAAGAUAAAGAAGUAACGACAGAAUAUUCAUUAGAAAUUGCAACAUCAGCUAAAGAAACGAAACCUUCAGACACACAAACUACUACAGUGACAGAUGUUUCUGACCAAAUAAUAACCACGACAGACAAAACAAGCCUUUUGGAAACAACAAAUAUUGACAACCAAGAAAAUGAAGUCGAAGGUUUUGCUAGGAUUCCGGGAGAAGGUGACUGCUUGUUAAAUAGCAUAACAUAUAGAAAUAACAGUAAAGUACCAAGUACUAACAAUUGCCAUACUGACUGUAGAUGUGUUAGCAGUAUUGUGAAAUGCGAUCCAAUAAUCUGUAGUCCACCACCCGAAUACAUGGAUAACUGUCAACCAACAUAUGAUUCGCCCGAUUCUUGUUGCCCAACAUACAUAUGUCAUACUGGAGAGACAAUGCCACCUCAACCCGAUAGCCAUAUGUCUGGCACAGAUAAACCAGUUCCAUCUUCUACAGCUGAAUGUCAUGGUGAAGAGUGUGUACUAAAACAAGGUGACGACACUUCUGCAUCUAGUGAAAAACCUGCAGUCGGUGAAUGUGGCAUGGCUGGAUGUGAUAGUGAUAUUAAAACUACACCUGAAUGUCAUGGUGAACAGUGUAUAGUAAAACAAAGUGAAGAAUCUCCUGUAAUUAGUGAAAAACCUGCAAUCAGUGAUUGUGGCCCUAAUGGUUGUGGUGAUAAUAUUCAAACUACACCUGAAUGUCAUGGCGAAGAGUGUAUAAUUAAACAAGGUGGAGAAACUCCUGUAACCAGUGAUAAACCUGCAGUCAGUGAUUGUGGUCCUGCUGGUUGUAGUGAUGAUAGUCAAACUACACCUGAUUGUCAUGGCGAAGAGUGUAUAAUAAAACAUGGCGAGGAACCUCUUGUAACAAGUGAAAAACCUGCAGUCAGUGAUUGUGGCCCUGCUGGUUGUGAUGGUGAUGUUAAAACUACACCUGAAUGUCAUGGCGAACAGUGUAUAAUAAAACAAGGAGAAGAAUCUCCAGUAGCCAGUGAAAAACCUGCAGUCAGCGAUUGUGGCCCCGCUGGUUGCGAUGGUGAUAUUCAAACUAAAAUUGAAUGUGACGGUGAUGAGUGCACAAUAAAACAAGGUGAAGAAUCUCCUGUAACAAGUGAAAAACCUGCAGUCAGUGAUUGUGGCCCUGCUGGUUGUGGUGAUGAUAGUCAAACUACACCUGAUUGUCAUGGCGAACAGUGUAUAAUAAAACAUGACGAGGAGCCUCUUGUAACUAGUGAAAAACCUGCAGUCAGUGAUUGUGGCCCUGCUGGUUGUGAUAGUGAUGUGAAAACUACACCUGAAUGUCAUGGCGAACAGUGUAUAAUAAAACAAGGUGAAGAAUCUCCAGCAGCCAGUGAAAAACCUGCAGUCAGUGAGUGUGGCCCCUCUGGUUGCGAUGGUGAUAUUGAAACUAAACUUGAAUGUGUCGGCGAAGAGUGCACAAUAAAACAAGAUGAAGAAUCUCCUGUAACAAGUGAAAAACCUGUGGUCAGUGAUGGUGAUCUUCAAACACAUCCACAUAUUUCUUCCGCUGAAAAGGACUCUACUGAAAGUGACUGUGCUGGUGAAAAUUGCCAAGCAGCGUUGCCAACAAAACCGUGUGAUGGUAAAAAUUGUGAUAUUGAGCCGGUUCUUAUACCAGUCAAAGAUAUAUCACUAUGUCAAAAUAAAGAUGAUUGUCAACCACAAGUUAUUCCCUGUGAAGGAGAAACAUGUAAACCAGCCGAUUGUAACACUGCUGAUUGCAGUCCAGGAACAGUUCCUAUUUCACCACCAAUUGAAAAAGAUCAUAUCAUACCAGGAAUUUGCUCUGAUAAGGACGAUUGUCAAAAACAAGAAGAUGAGCCAAAACUACCCUGUACUGAAGACUCUUGUAGAAGAAAAGAUACUGGAGGGGAGCUGGAAACUGUACUGCCCAUUGAUUGUACCAGUGCUGAAUGUAAAGAACAAAAACCAGAAACUGAUGGCGAAAAAGUAGAAAGUGAAACUGAAACGCAAACAGAGCCAGAAUCACUGAAACCGAUUACUCCAGAGGGCAUGCUACAACAGACCGAAAAAUCACCAACAGAUAUUCAAACAGAAACUUCAACUAAUAACGAAUUACCGGAAACAAUAACGGAAUCACAACAAAAAACUUCGUCAGAGGCUCCUCAAGAAACAAGUACAGAUGCAACAAAGGCUGAAGAAGAAACGUCGUCAAAGGCUCCUCAAGAAGUAAUACCAGAGAUAACAAAAGUACCAGAGGAAAUUCCAUCCAAGUCCCCUGAGGAAACAAAGACAGAGACCACUCAAGUACAAGAGCAGACAACGUCAAAGUCUCUUCAAGAAACGGAAUCAUUCCCUACUGAUGUUUCAAUAGAGACUUCGACUAUACAUGAUUCACCUGGACUAAUAACAGAAACAAUGUCACAAGAAGAAACAUCAUCAUCCCAGUCUCCUCAAAAAGAAGAAGAAUAUCCUAUUGAUAUUACUACAAAGAUAUCAUCUGAACACAUGCCGACUGAAUCAACGACAGAACCGUUAAUAAUAGAAGAGGGUACACCACAAAAGUCUCCGCAUACAGAAAAAUCGCCUACAGAGAAUGAAGAAGUAACGCUAUCUUCUGAAUCAUUGUCUACAAUCGCACCAAGUUCUGAACAUAGUUCUCAACCAACAGAUUUCACACUAAAAAUAUCAGAACUCACCACAGAAAACGAUGAAAUUGUAACACAUACUGAACCUACAACACAAUUUGAGCACGUCACUAUUUUACCUCAACCAAGUGUAACUGAACCUAAGCCUCGAGAAGAAUCUACACAUAUCAAUCAAGAAAUAGAUAUAGCCAAAUUAACAACCGUUUCUGAUGAAGAACAAUAUACUACCAAACCGUCUGAACAAAAAGUUACAGAAAGAGAAAAACCUGAAACCAUUAUAACUCAACUUCCAGAAGCAUUUGAAACUGCAACUGAAUCUCAACAAACCUCAAUAACUGAAUCUCGAGAAGUUACAACUGUAUCAAGCUUAGAUGCUGCAACUGAAACAUUUGAACAAACUGGCCCUACAGAAGGUCUGAAAAGCACAGACGUGCCUCACUCUAUGACUACAGCAACCGUAGAUAAACAAAGCUCAGAAUUGCCAGAAUACAUAACACCUGAAUCACAAGAAGGUAUCGAAACAACAUCAUCCACUUUAGAACAAGAAGUUACCGAAGGUUCAAAAAUACCUGAGACAGAAAAAGAAACUCUGUCACCUGUACAGCAUAUGCCGCAACAACCAGAUGAAAAUACUACUGAGAAACACGUUUCAGCUACUGAUACAAGUCAUAGUAGUACUCUCUCACAAGAAACUGUUACAUCUGCAUACUUACCUUCAGAUGUUGCAAGUAGUUCUAUAAACCAAGAAGACGAUAAGACAACAUCAGUGUCCCCACAAGAAUCACAUUCACAAACUAUAAAGACAGUUGAAGUUACUGAAAAGAGUACUUCUAUUACUGAAUCUCAUGGUGACAUCGUAACAACAGAUGAAACCAAACAAGAAGAUAAGGAAAGUACUACAGAAUCCGUAUUAACUAAAGAUGAAGAGGAACAAACCAAAGCACCAGUUACUAAUGUACCGAAAUUGCCUGAAGAUAUAACAGCAACAACCACUGAAGAUUUUGUAACUAUAAAAUCUGAAAUGAUAAUACCUGAUAAUCAAAAAGAAAUUGAAUCUUCAGAAACCCCCGUAACAAUAUCCGAUGAAAUGAGUACAACUAGUAAAGAUAUACCAGUUACAGAUAAAUCCACAAAAGAAACAGACUUAUACACAACUAAAAAAUAUAGUAUGGCUCCUACAGAAUCUUCAUUUACGGAACAAGACAAACAAACUGAGUAUCCUAUAUCUUUAUCAUCAGAACCAACAAAAGAGGGUUCGAGUACUUUGAUGUCCACACUAUCAGAUAGUGAAACAGUAACUUCAAAAUCACCUGAUGUCACAUAUGGUCCAACAGAAAUUUUAGUAACUACUGAAGUUGAAGAAGUAAUAACCACUGAAAAAGUUCUUGUAAGUGAAGCCACAGAUUUACCUUUACCUUUCGAUGAAGACGUCGGUACAAAACAACCAAUUCCCGAUAUUACUGAAAGAAUAGAAACUAUCAAAGAAGAAUCAACCACAGCAGUUGUAAAAGAAUUGACAGAACAACCAACUGUUAUUGCUGAAGAUGACUUUAGAACCAACGAACCUCCACGUGUGACAGAGAAGGUUAUGGACGUAGAACAAAGCGCAUCAACAGAGAAGUCGACAGUAGAUUUUAAGGAGUCGCUUGCAACUACAGAACAAUCAGCACAAUCAUCUAAGCCUAUUGAUUCGGAAACAACCACUGCUUCAGUUUCAGUACAAGAUGGUGCAACUGAAAUUUCUCAAAUGGAAUCUGAAUCUACAUUAACGGAUCACGAGAAAGUAACAGAAAAAAUGCCUGAGCAAAUAGAUGAGAAAGAAGAGAAACCAACUGAAUCACCUGUACAAACAUACACGGAAUCACAAGAUUUUGAAACCAAAACGUCGAGUGUAGAUAUAGUAACACCGAUACCAGAAGACUCUGGUAAAGAAACAAUUUUACCUGAAAUUCCCGAUGAAAAUCCAGUGACAGAACGCGAAGUUAUCAAAAAUGAAAAGUCUCCAUCUACAGACAAAGAUAUGCUUUACUCACCGACAGAAAUUCCAGAUCAAGUUGUUACCAAAGAGGAUAUAGGAACAAAGACUCCGGAAAAUCUUUUUACUGAUAAAGAUCUACCGUUUGUAACGCAAUCAGAAGAUGAAAUAACCAAAAUAUAUACUGAAGAACCAGAAACUUACACCGAAAUUCCUGUGUCAGUUACUGAACAAGAAAAAGAAAGCGAAACAUCAAGCAUCUCAGAUUCGGAACCUGAAAUCAAAGAGCAAACACAGGAACCUUCUCUAAGUAAUGUCACUCCCACUGUUAUUAUUGAUGUCGAAAAAGAACCUACUCAAUCAGUUAUUAUUCCAUCUGAAAUCAGUACAAAAUCCCCCGCAAUGCCUGAAUCACAUGUCAAAGAGGAGGACCAAGGUAUGCACACGUCUGUUACUAGCCCUAUUCAUAUUCAAACUACUCCAUUACCAGAAGAAGUAACUCAUACGACGAUAUCAGAAUUACAAACUGAAGAGCUAUUAGAAGUUACUAAAAAACCGCAAGAAUCAACUAUAGAUCCUCAUGCCAAAAUAACAGAAUUAACUUCUGAAAGUGUUACUGACGCGGUUCAAAAAGAGAUUAUAACUGAAAACCCACUCGACUACACAACAGCUGAAAUUUCAGAAAUUACAUUAGUACCGCUACAAGACAAAACAACUUUACAAACUGAUGAAAUAAUCACAAAAUUGCCCGAUGAAAUUGUUUCACAAGAACCGCAAGUUCCGGUUACUGAUAAAUAUCCAAAAGAUACUCCUGUGGAAUCUCAAACUGAAACAAGUACAAGCGAUAAAGAAAUUUCCACAGAAAAGGCUCAGAAACCAUUAGACACAGACACAAUGACUUAUGAAGAAAAAACAACACAGCAACCUGAAGAAGUUGUUACUGAUGUUGGUCAAGAUAAGGUCACCAUGUUAAUCGAGGAGACAUCUAAGGAAGGAUUAACAGGAUCCAUCGAAGUAACAACAAAAUCAGUUAUUGACAGCGAAGAUAUACUAACUAAAGGACCUGAAAUUACUAUAACUUCAUCUCCCCAAGAACAGUCUACAGACGGCGUCCACGAAACAAUUCCAGAAGAACAGGAAAAAAUUUCUACGAAAUUGCCAGAAAUCAAAGAUUCGAAAUAUGACGAACUGACAGAUAAACCAAAAUCAAGCACAAGUGCUUAUGAAUUUACAACACCUGCUGCUGACGAAGUGAGUACAAAAAUAACAGAGAUUUCACCUGGAUUGCCUGAUGAAGAAAUUCUUAAGACGGAAGCUGAAGACAUAACCACAUCCAAAUACGAUAUCAGUAAAACUACGCCAUAUGUAGUCGAGUUAGAGGAGCACACACAUAAAACUAUAGAGGAAACUUCAACAACUUUGCCUGAAGACUUAGAAAGUGAAAGCAAACCAACAGAAAGUCACGUAGAUUUGUCAACGGAAAAAGACAUUAUUACAGAAGGUGCAGACUUUUUAGAAAAUAAGAAAGACCAAUCCUCUACCAGUUUGCCAAGCGAUGAAAUAACUAAACAAUCAGAUCAAGAAUUAGAAAAAUCUACACCCUCUUUCUUACCAUCGGAAGACAUUAUGUCACAAACAACAACUCCUGCAUCUGAAAUCUCUGCUGACAAACACGAUGAUAUGCCUUCUGUACCCACACAGCCUCAGGAAAAUGUACCGCCGACGUCUGAAUUAGUAACACCGCUUCCAGAAAUAAAAAUACCGGUUCAGACUGAAAAAACUCCAUCUUCAGAUGUUAGGAUACCGGAACAGGAAAUUUUACCCAUCACAAGCAAAACUACAACAUCAAAAGCAGAGGAAGACAUCUCGACACCCUCUCCAAUAUCCAAACCGGAAGAAAGACCUGCAGAACCUCUGCCUCCAAGUGAUAUCCCAGAAACUCCAAAACCUGGAUUUAAUGAAAUUUUACCGACUGACGAAAUUCCAGAAGAAGAAGGUCACUUCCCACCAAGUGGUGGCUAUGGCCAAGAGCCUGAUUAUGUAGAAGAAGAUCAAGCGUUUGGUCCUGGAACUUGUCGCUAUGGAGGGAAAGUUUACGUAUCUGCUCAACAAAUACCCAGAGAUGAUCCUUGCGACUUUUGCUUCUGUUUCAGGAGUGAUAUCAUCUGUUUACAACAGAGUUGUCCACCCCCUAUUCAUGGUUGUCAUGAGGAACCAAUACAAGGUUUCUGCUGUCCGCGAUACGAAUGUCCCGUAGCUAUGGCUACUUCUCUCAAUGUCACAACUACUACAACAACGACAACCACGACUCUACCGCCACACUUCCUUCCCCAUGCCUAUAAAGGAGCAGCACAACGGAGAGGAUGCCAAAUAAAAGGACAUACUUACAAAGUCGGAGAAGUAGUACGCGCAUCAUCUGGCCCAUGUUUACAUUGCACGUGUGGAGGAGACGGACAAAUGAAAUGCGAUCCAAAGGCAUGUACCCCAGAGCCAAUGUUAAGGCAAAUGAUUGCUGCUGCUGUAUCUGCGAAACGACGAAGGUGAAAUAUCUCACAGGACUUAAUGCAGCAUUCGAACACGACAUCACAAGGAUAAGCACCUAUGUGAUAAUAGUUUCCAUCUUAUCUUCUAUGCACAAGAAUAAUGCUCAAAUUAUCCCGAUGGAAUAGUUUAAGAUUUCGUGUCAUAUGUAGUAAUUGAUAUUAUAUUAUUAUAAUUUACAUAGUGUCGUGGCACAACUGAAUCAAUCAUGACUGUGAUUAAAAUGUAAAAUUUUAAUAAUGAUUUUCUUAAACUAAAUUUAUAUAAUGCAAUUAUUAGUCUUUAAUUAAGACUAAUUUAUUUUUGUUUAUAUUUUUAACAAAAGUCAGUGCCAAACGAUAGUGGUAAGUUGUAAACGACUAUGCCUUUUGAUAAUGACGUUCCAAAUCUUGUUAAAAAGACUUGUACUGACCGAAGCGAAGCUGUAGAAUCUCAGUACAUUAACAUUAGAAUAACGUAAGCUUCGUGGGUCAAUUGAUCGCCGAAAUCUUGACCAUAUUACAUGUAAAAUUAAUUGUUUUACCGAUAAAUAUUUUAGUCAAUGUCUUUGUUUUUACACGAUGUUACAAUUAUUAGAUCUAGUAUCGUGUAAAUAUGAAGUAAGUUUUAAGAAUCCCUGAUGUUGUAAAUGCCUUACUUAAUUUGUAAUAAUUUAUAUAUUUUAGGUGUAUAGUACUUAAGCCAUGUUUUGAGACCAGUGACUACUAUAAUUUAGAAAUAAAACGAAUAACGAAGGCCCUUGCAUGAAUAGAAAAGUGUCGGUCGACGCUUAGCCUGCGCCGGCGCUCGCCUUGGCCGAUUCUUUUCCUUCAUAAACGUCUUAGCGAAAACGAUACCAUGAUUGUUUUCCUUAAUUCGUGUAAUACGUACAAUUAUUACUGACACUUGAUAAAGUGAAGGGUUUGGCCUCCGUGUUCUUAAUCGUUUUGUAAAAACCAUUUACAAUCUGAUGAAAAUUAUAUAAAACAUAAUGUAGAAACUUUUGUAACUUUUGAUAUUAAAGUGCUGGUAGACUUAAAUAUGUCAUAUGAAGCAGAUCGAGAUGUGUACGAAAGCCUGUUAAGCUUUUACGGCCGCUUAUAAAUAUUGGUGCACGAACGAGCGGUCGCAUUAAUUCGUACAAAUCUUGUUCUGUAUAUACUGGUUGUAGUUAUAUUUCUUUUUAUUUAUUUAAAGUUGUAGCAAUAGAUUAUAUAAUAAUUGGUUUUAAAUCAUGAUGAUGUAACUCAUGCGAUAACACAAAAAAAAUCCAAGUCGAUGUACGCAAUAAUUAAAAUUGUCUAUGUCAAAACUUAUUUUACUUGUUUAAUUAUAUUUUACCGAGUCUAGCUAUUUUCUAGCUGUCUGUGCAAAUGAGUUUAAAAAUAAAAUAUUCCAAAUGAAAUGUGUACAUUCAUUUUACUUUUUUAUGUAAAUAUAUAAUAGCCAAUAAGCAGGUAUUUCGUUGAGUAAAUACUUCAAGAUUAUCUUACCCAAAUAUAGAAGAAAGUAACCAAAUAUAGAAUAUUAACUCUAAAAUGGAAUGCUGAAAUUACUUUUUAAAGUAUUCUUUAUGGAAAAAAAUUAUAAACUUUAUCAUGAGCAGAGGGCAGUUUGUUAGACCUACUGUUUUACAAUUUUUUCCAUAUUAAUUAGUAACAAUUUAAUAAAGAAUUUUAUAGUAUUCCAUAUCAUAUAUACUUUAUAUAUUCUAUUUUAUCCUCCCGUGUGGAGGUAUCAAGUUUAAAAUAAAACUCCGGUCUACAGUCCCUUUGACCAUGUUAAAAAAUGAAGAUUCUAAAUUAAUGUAAGAACGGCCGUUUAUGCCACAAAGCAUUAUCAACACUAUCAAGAGAAUCAAAAUUGAUAGUGUGAAUUCCGUUGAUCUACGAGUAAAACAAUGAGUUUUUUUUUUCAAGUAACAUCGUCGAAUCGAAAACUUAAAAACAAAGAUUUAUUUGUAAUUCAAUUUUUAAAUAUAUAAUCUUAAAGGAAGCUGAAAUUUAAAAUUGAAGUUACAAGGUUAAGUGGAAUAUUAUAUGACAGGUGAUGUAAAUAUUUAUAAACAUAUUUAAUAUUAAAAAAUAUUAUAUAUUACCUUAUAAUAUUAUAUUACAUAUUCCGAGUCACGAAAAUCACAAGAAAAGCAAUUUAUUUUAUAAUUAUAAUAUUGAAAAAUAUUUAAAAUUUUAUACUUACACAAUCUGAUUUUAUAAUUAGGCUUUUGCUACGAAUAGAUAAUAUAACAUCCACGUUUUUAUUAUUUUCCUUUUUAAUUUUUUUUCUCAUGUGUAAUUCGCAAAAUUUUUUUGUACAAUAGACUCUUAAUAUACCUACCUAUUUUGACAAAUUUAAUCCAGAUUCCUUAAUACUUAUGAGUUAUUAGCAAAAUUACAUACGGAUUAUUUAUAUAUAUAUAUAUGUUUCAUAUAUUAUCCUAUGGGUAGAGUCAUGGCUAUAGAGUUAGCCGGUCGAACUCUUGUUUUAAUUCGUGUUAUUAUGGGUUUCGAAAAAUACAUAUAUUUUGUUUUCUGAGCACGAACCAUUGAUACAGAAAGUGAUAGAUAUAAGUAAUAUGUCGCGCUUCGAAUUCAGUGCUACGGUACACUUCUAUGGAUG